AUGGCUAUCACCAUGAGAAGUGGUAAAUCACUACCCGAGCCUACAAAUGCAAGCAUUGAGCAAGAAGAUAGUAUAGAAUGGGAUGCUGAAAAAGAGAUAAAUGUAGAAGUUUUAGAUGAUCCAAAGAUAUCUAGAAGAGUAGAGAGAUUGCCAGGAGUUGUAGAAAGGGCACUCAAAACUAAAGAAUACACAGUAGAGGCGUUACCACCUUUACAACAUAUUCCCAGACCUCCUCAUCCAUUCCCUCAAUCGCUUAAGAAGAAAGAUGAGGAUGGAAAUUUUUUAAUCCAUAUCCAUGCUUCGACAACUAUCAGUGAAUAUUCCAUUAGUAGAAGCUCUAGAACAGAUGUCAAUGCUAUUGCUACAAGGUCUUUAGUGUAUAAGAAAGAGGAACCAGCUGCGUUCACUAUACCAUGCACUAUUGGUGCAUUGGAGUUCGCAAAAGCUCUACAUGAUCUGGGAGUAAGUAUAUGUCUCAUGCCAUUGGCGAUAUACAAAUAA
This is a messenger RNA of Solanum stenotomum, 501 nucleotides long. RefSeq lists its product as uncharacterized. NCBI's taxonomy places the organism in Eukaryota, Viridiplantae, Streptophyta, Magnoliopsida, Solanales, Solanaceae. The record is from RefSeq and is a predicted model, not a curated record. The coding region runs from base 1 to 501 and encodes 166 amino acids. The transcript is spliced from 2 exons.